UGAACUUUUCCCAUCCAGUAGCUAAUUUUGAAAAAACCUCAGCUUUUGCAUGGGUAUGAUAAACUGCCAAUUCUUCUGGAUGCAUUAUCAUGUUGAAGCAAACAAUUUCCAGUAUUAGGAUUACUUGCUGCAACAGUUGGAUUUGAUUUUGCUAGCGCGUCGAUAGGGGUAGGGCGUUGGCUGGCGCCAUAAAAUCACACUUCACUACUGAACGGUACAAUCCAACGAUAUCAACGCACGCUAAUCCCGAUUCUAUCAGCAAAUUACAGGAACCUGCCAAAAGAGAGAAAUUUAGCUCUCAUAUGGGAGAAAAAAUGGACCUGCGCUCUUUCUUCUACCCUCCAUUUCUGUAGUGAAAUACAAAAGCUUUUAUCCUAUCCCCAAAAACAAAUGGACCUAAAGCUCAUUGGCCCUACACAAAGCCUUCCCAACUGAAAAUGGUUGUAUGUAUCCACCAGCUACCCAUAGCCAAACCCAUCUUCGCAUUUUUUCUCUCGACCACCAUUCAUCAAUGGCAGCUUCUGCAUCAUCAUCUUACAUGGCCUUCUCCACGGCAGGUAUGGUUGGCAAACGACACUUGAGAAACAACAACAGAAGGGUACUUUCAGUUUCAGCACAGCAGCAACAACAAGAAACGCUUGAGGAGACGACCAAGGUAGACACCACAAACGAGACCCUUCCAGUGAAGAAGCAGCCAACCACACCGAGGCCGGUGGAGCCACAGAUCAACGUGAAGAGCAAGAACAUGGGGAAGGAGUACGGAGGGGAGUGGCUGAGCAGCACCACUCGCCACGUCAGGAUCUUCGCUGCCUACAUCGACCCCGUGACCUGCGAGAUGGACCAGACGCAGAUGGAUAAGCUCACUCUUAUCCUCGACCCGACCAACGAGUUCGUGUGGGAUGAUGUUACCUGCACCAAGGUCUACUCUUACUUCCAGGAGCUCGUCGAUCACUAUGAGGGAGCACCAUUGACGGAAUACACGCUUCGACUGAUCGGUUCGGACAUUGAACAUUACAUAAGGAAGCUGCUGUACGAUGGAGAGAUCAAAUACAACAUGAGGGCAAAGACGCUCAAUUUCAGCAUGGGGAAACCCAGGAUCAUAUUCAACGACGACAACAAGGGGAGUAGCCCAGAUGUACAGUGAUGGCAACAAACUACACAGUUAGAG
Molecule: messenger RNA, 1168 nt
Organism: Linum trigynum
Lineage: Eukaryota; Viridiplantae; Streptophyta; Magnoliopsida; Malpighiales; Linaceae
Source: the annotation of a GenBank genome assembly